Molecule: messenger RNA, 629 nt
Organism: Aspergillus alliaceus
Lineage: Eukaryota; Fungi; Ascomycota; Eurotiomycetes; Eurotiales; Aspergillaceae
Exons: 1
Coding region: 154-537 (127 amino acids)
Source: RefSeq, a predicted model, not a curated record
AGCAGUUCUGGUGCAUUCGGUUGGGAGGAGCAGGCCGGUAGCGUGUCGUCGUUUCAUCGGAUUGGAUCCUUUUGUUUUCAUUUUGUCUCGUCUCUCGCAGCCUUCACGUUGACCCUUUUUUCGGUAUGUUUUACUAUUGCGUCUUUUGGAGCGAUGUUUAAGGGUAUAGAAGACCGUCCUGGCGCGAUGGGCCCGGUUGGUUUCAUACAUCCAUUCGCGAGUCACUGGGGCUUCUCGUUCUUAUUUUCCUUCGAUCGGCAUGAGCUUUCGCACUUUUCCUCUUUCGUCGUUGUGCAUCUGAUGAAAGACAUUGCUUGUUUCGAUCGCAGUGUGACCAGACGUGGAGGCUCUAUCAUGGCAUUGCAUUCUAGAUAUUUGUUCUAUCUUCGCGCUUGUCUUGUUUUAUUUUUUUUUUCCCAGUUCAUCUCUGCACUCUUCGGCAACAGGAAUCAUUGGAGAAUCACGGUAUUGAUCACGGAUGGGAUACACUGGAACGGACUCUGUUGGGGUGUUGGGGAUAUUCCUUUUGAGCCAUGAAGAUUUUUAGCCAACGGCGGAUUUCAGAUAUGUGAAGCAAUGGGUAGGGAAUCGUGAGUGCAACAGGGUUGUUCUGAAUGUCCAUAAAUGAU